CACCCUUACGCGUUAACGUGCACAUGUAGGCAGUCAUAAUGGCACGUGUACGUCGUGCUGCCAGACUGAGCGCUUGAUAUUGUGGGGCCUUGUCGUGCGCAUGCCACAAACUUUCGAGGCUUUCGGCUAUUAUGCACAGACCCGGUAGUCCAGAUGUGAGCUGGACUGUCCACCCAGUACUAUGGUCCUUUGUUUCGGCCGUACACCUUCCAAACUCCAAACAGAACCCGAAGCAACAAUGAGACGCGGUCCCAGAUGUGCCACUGAGGACGCGCUGUGGUACAUGUUUGGGUGUGCAAGAUCCUCGUCACGGUCAUCUCUCAGCUGUUCCAGCUUUGGUUCUCGAGCGAGUUCGGAUGAGGAAAACUGUGCGCCCGAAAAGAUUCGACCUAUUUUGGAUUAUCGAUGUACACCACCGUUGAACAGAUCACUUUUCAAUCAAUGCGGCAUUCUUCCGAGGCGUGAUAGCCCUAUAGCAGAACCUGAACUGUUGGCAUCUGGCCGCAUUGAUAGAUUGAAUUUGUCAUGCUCAGCUCCGAAAUUGCGCACCCUCAGGUAUCAUUGUGAAAUUUUACUGGAUGGUAAAACGUUUGCUCGGACCACAAGCAAGCUUUCGGGCGAUAUGCUCUUCUGGGGUGAGGAGUUUGACUUGAGUGGUGUUUCCGAGUUCACCACACUUUCCAUCAAGUUAUUCCGCGAUUCAGAGCACACUGGAUCCAGAGACUCGUCAGCUAGUCGACAUCAUCGGACCAUGUCCAAUCCACAUCUCCCUGGUCAGCGUCCUCAUCAAUCCCUUGUGCUUAGUCCAUCCCCAAUGCGAAGGGACGUGGCUGGCCGCACAGGAAUGUUGGGACCUGAUGAAUUUGUGUUCGAGGAAUCCCCUCCCUCACCUAGUUUGUACACAUCCCAUGGAAAGGCAAGUCGUAACAAGGGUGCUGCGGGGACUGUCGGGAGGAAGGCGGCCGGGAAACAUGGCAAAAACAAACGAUCAAAGCAUGCAACCUAUUCCAGUUUGAUUGCUACUGUGAUAAUUCCUCCAGAGGCGCUCGCAACAACUUCGGAAUUAGAAUCUUGGUACCCGGUCACCAGGGUGGAAGGAGAUAGUACGCCAACAACAGGAAGUCGACACAAACGCUCUCAUGCCAGCGAAAGUGGUAAAUCACGCGGAGCAAAAGAACACCACCUUUCCAACGGGCUUUGCCCGACUGUACAGCUACGCAUCAAAACUCGACAUCGAUGUGUUACCGUACUUCCACUUACGGAUUAUGCUCGCCUUCAACAUCAUCUGGCUCGUUUUCAGCCACCGUUGCGUCCUCGUACGUCAAUAACCGAACAACCCUCUUCCUACCUGAGCUCAGAAGUGAUCCCCCAAACCUCAACGGACUCUGCCCUUCUUCUUGCCAGUUUGGAUCCGUGGCUUGGUGUGAAAGCCAAGGCAGAACUCGCUGGUUCCGUGGUUGCAUUGCAUCAGGCGCUCGGGCAAGCAACCGACUUCCUGGCCGUACUCAUUCUACAUGAAGUCUACAAACAACCCGAUGCUAAUAUGGUUCUGCGCGGAAACAGCAUAGCGACAAAAGCCAUGGAAAUCUACCUACGACUGGUUGGAGAAGAUUAUCUCUGCUCCAUCCUCUCCGAAUUCGUCCGCACAGUAUUGGCCAGCUGUUCUCAGCAGGGCAGCUAUUCACCGACAGAACAGUCUGCAAAAACUGCGAAAUCUUCAAGACAGACCACACAAUUUUUCCUCUCCGACUCGUUCCUCGAUUGCGAAGUCGAUCCGGCCAAGUUGCAGAACUCCGCCGGUCAGCUCAACCGAAAUCGAUCGAAUCUACUCCGAUUAGUGGAAUUGGUGUGGAGCAAGAUUGUUGCUAGUGAGCCCCAUUUCCCCAGAAAGUUGCGUAUGAUGUUCGCUUCUGUUCGACAACAACUGGAUGCGGCAUUUCCGCCAACUGGUGGCAGUGUGUCUGAUGGAUCGCUCCCCAGUGCCACUAUGUCGGAACAUGUCAUAUCGGCGUGUCUUUUCCUGCGUUACAUUUGCCCGGCCAUUCUGUCUCCCUCACUGUUUGGCUUGAUAUCCGAAUUCCCCAGUGAUCAGCGUGUCUUACGUGCAUUCACCCUGGUAGCCAAAGCCAUCCAAUCCUUGGCCAACUUCAGCGUGUUUUCUGGUGCCAAAGAAGGAUACAUGUCUUUCUUGAAUCCAUUUGUAACCGAACAGCUGCCUUCAAUGCGACGCUUUCUUGAAGCUAUUUCUUCCCCAAGCCCGACCGUUUCCCGUGAACUUCACCCUGUGCACACGUUUAAGCGAGAUAUCUAUCAGAAGGCGAGCGUAGAUUCCAGCCGGGUUUUUAGCAGUCAAUCUCAUCACACAGGAUUCACGAAUAUAUUGGAUGGAAAAGACGAUCCAAUGGGACAGAGACCCAUAGGCCCCGAAUCGACCUCAAGUUCAUCCUCCAUCUUGACACGCAGCAUAUCCGGCCUACCAACCACUGGAAUACAUAGCUUAAACAACCCUCCGUCGAUCACGUUCGACAGAAUGCAGUCCCCAUCGCCCCUCGUCGGAAUAGGAUAUCAAUUUCCUACAGAGUUUUCCAGGCAGAUUAGAGACCCGAUUCUUUUGCCCACAUUCCCCCUCAAGAGCGCUGUUGCGAGCACCAUGGUCGGAUCCAACGGGUAUGACAGUACCGCGUUAUCCGGCGAGCACAUUGAUCUGGCCCUAUGCUUGGCAUUGUGUCAUAUGCAGCUCUCAGAGGCUGUUUGCAAGGUCCCUACAGAUGUGACUGUUCUCAAACCGAUUCUGGAAGAAAUCGAUUAUUUCCUAAAGACAGGUACAGACCCUGAUCCAAACUGGUGGCGGUCUGUUUCGACCGCCCCACGAAAACAGGAGAAUGGCACUGUUCAGAUUAGAAAUCAUCUGACCGAACGAAAUAUGUCACCUGUGAUCCGUUCGAGCCCAUCACCACCACCGGAGACUGACCGUGUUUCGACAGUUCGAUCGCGAUCGAGCGGUUGCUUGAAGCCGAUUGAGCCAGAAGGUCAUACAUCAGUUCAGUACAGAAGUAAUGGCUAUGAAAUGCGCGUAUCGACGACUUCUGAUCGAUCGAGUGAAGGAUUGGCGGAAAGUAUGCUGCAGGACGAGCGGCAACAUAGACCUGUGAUCAUCGAAUUGCCGGAGAGAGAAUCCAACAAGGACAUGCGGGUCUCAGUUAACGUGAAAUGCCAACAGCCCCUGGUAUCCAUCACCCCAAUGACGACGACAGAACCAUCAGUCGUUGGAAAAACCAUAUCCUCCAGAAGUACGCCGAUGAGACCCGAGUACGGCCGCAUUGAGGAGACAAGAACAAUAUCAAGACUCGUGACAAAGGUCCCCUCUGAGGACAGUACGCUUUGGUCUAUCGAUACUGACUCUCAGCCCAAAUCAACCGCACUCGAAGCUUUCAGUCCAAAACCCGAAGCCCCGCAAAUUGCGAACUUCGUUCACAUUUCAAGAAAUCGUGCGGUUCCUCCUACUUGUCUUGCUUACACAGCCGCCAAUUCAAGCUCCUCGGGUUACCAGUCCUUGGGACGUCACGAACUCUACAGUUACAAUCCGCCACCCUGUGAUCCUACGCCAUCAACUAUCGUCCAUUUGGGGGAAUGCGAUUCGCCUCUUGCUCUAUCUCAAACGAGCGGGAGUUUGACGUGUACUGUAACAAAUCCUCUCUAUGCCGUCCAUCCUUCGCCUGGCACUUCAGUCGCCUCGUGUUAUUCUGGUUCCACAACAAGUUCGCCGGUCAAACAAGCUGACAAAGACCUGACACCAUUAGUUCAAGCCCCUCCACUACGGUCGAAUUCGUUCACAGGCUCGUCAAAUCAAGGUGGAAGACAUACAUAUGUGAACCUGAAUAACAGUCCAACCACAGAGGCAUUGUUGGUUGCGGUUCGAAACAAGCCGAAUAGCCGGAAAAUUAGUGAGGAAAACUCAGCCUCGCCUGGUGAAUUCCGUCCGUCCACACGUGCUGAAGUGGAUCGUCGGUUGAUCGACGGUGUCAGCGAUGUGGGGCCUCCAUCGAUUACUUACUUGGGAAGAGAAAUUCUUCCUAGAAAGAGUAGUGCAGGAGCUAUCCCGAACGGACUGAAACAGAUGCAGCAUGAAGAUUCUGAAGAUCGACAGGACUCGGCCUUCACCGGCGACGAAAUGAGACACAGCAGCACACUAAAUGCCGUUCUGGAGGGCUACAAUCAGGUUUAUCAUAUUUCUGGCUCGGACAGCGUGCGUUCCGUUGGAGUUCUCGGGUCAGCGAGGCCAAGUCUGUUUCCGGUUGAGGCAAGUCCAAUUGUGCCGGCAAGCAUUCGAGAUGAACUGGACGCAUCUCAGGCACGGCUUGCAGAGGCUCAAGCUCGUUUGCUGGCAAAUGAGGCUGAACGGAUUCAACUUCUUCGAGCAUGGCAUAACGAACUUAUGAGGCAAUCGCAACUCGUCAGUCAGACGAGCCUCGGCACUUCCGAUGACAGUCGCUGGAGAAGACCGUCCCUCAUUUCUGACCCCACACUCUCUCCUGGGACACUAAGUGCGUCCGAGACAACACAGAGACUGCCGGUCGAUGGAGUCAGUUCGGACAGUGGCCGUAAUUCAAGCACCACAAUUUCCACAGCACCGCUGGGCAGCUCGAAGACCUCACAACAAACUACUCGUUCUCAAAGGAUGGUACACAGUGCACAGCCUCGCAUGGGAGCCUCGGUGAUCGGUACAACGCAGGAUCCGAUUCAACCAGGACAAUCCACAUUGCCUCCAAGAAGAACGUCUACUACGGACCACUCCACCGCCAUGUGGUUGCAGACGGCGCAACAAUCCAACGAAGACGACCAGUGGAUUGAUAUGAACCGAAGUCCUUCAACGCCCGGACUGAGUUGUACUGCAUCCCAGACAACAGCUUCAGCGCUGGCCGCUGACUACGAUGAUCUCCCCACAUCUGACAGCGUGGAUUCCGAUCAUUUGAACGGACGAAGCAAGCAGUACGUGUGGGACGGCUCAUCAAGUGCAUACAUACGGAAACCGAGUUAAAGCGCGCAGUUUCGACCCGCUAAGCAUUUCAAUCAAAUCCUAUCGUUCGAAUUGAAACUCGCCUCCCCCGUGUGAUUCAUGAAUAUCACUGGGCCAAUAAUAUGCUACCACCACUGUAUUGUACACAUGCACAAACGACUCCAAAGUUUUACUUCCUUUCGCUUUGGUUUGCUUUCGUCGCCCAGCGAUUUCAGAGUCCAAAGCCCCGGGCAACUGCGAACAGCCAACAAGCCGUCGGCCGGCGCAGAACCAAGUGUAUUUGUGCUAUUUUUUAUUGAUUUAUUUGGCACCGAACUAUUAUUGUAUAUCAUCACUCAUCAGCAAUCCACUCGAGCUCUGACUUGUGCACAAAUGAUGCGCAAUCAACACAGUUUUAU
Opisthorchis viverrini is the source of this 5415-nucleotide messenger RNA. RefSeq lists its product as hypothetical. The record is from RefSeq and is a predicted model, not a curated record. Gene Ontology annotation, biological process: regulation of GTPase activity. Lineage: Eukaryota; Metazoa; Platyhelminthes; Trematoda; Opisthorchiida; Opisthorchiidae. The transcript has 13 exons. Bases 182 to 5038 code for a protein of 1618 amino acids.